AAACUAACGAUAAGAUGAAAUUCAGAACAUAAGCAGAUUUAGAGGUUUUGUAGAAAGAAGAAUAUUACUCUCACACACCGGAGGCGGAGGUGGAGGCGGAGACGAAGGCAAAGGGCAGAGGGCAGAGGCGGAGGCAGAGGGCAGAGGGCAGAGGCGGAGGCAGAGACGCUCACUUUCUUCUCCCCGCCGUCGCACAUCGUUGAAAAAUGGGAUUACGACAGAGAAGUAAUUGCUAAACUUGAAGAUCCUGCUGUGAGUUAGUACUGUGCUUUACGCUUAUUACAGACACAUGGAAGAAGAAAUAACUAGUGCUUCUAGGUUUGUAGAGUUGAAUGAGCACAAUAGUGAUAAUAAAAUGAAGGAUACGGUGGAUCUGAAAAAUAAUGAGUUGAAUGAAGAUAGUGUUGAGAAUGAAAAAGAGGAAACAAGAAAGGUAGAAGAUAAAGUGGAGGAUCCUUGUGUAGGAAUGUUGUUUGGUUCCAUUGACAAUAUCAUGGAAUAUUUUACAAGGUAUGGUAAUAAAAAGGGUUUUGCAGUGGUUAAAAGAACAUCUAGAAAGGGACAUAAUGGGGAGGUGGAGUCUUUGACUAUAGCUUGUAAUCGUGCUGGAAAGCAACAGAUUAAAGCUUGAAAGAAUUUGUAGAACAAUAUGAUAAGGCUUUGGCAAAAAAUGUGGUAAAUGAAAAUACUGAAGAUUUCAAUUCAUUUCAAUCAUCCAUACCAUGUUUUACUCAUUAUGCUAUGGAGAAACAAUUUCAAAGUGUUUACACAACAGCAAAAUACAAAGAGUUUCGAAAAGAGUUGCUAGGGAAGGUUUGUUGUAAUUUUUCUUCUUGUAAGGAAGAUGGUGUCAUUUCAAAAUACGAAAUACGUGAAGAUGGAGCAUUUGGAGAAAAUUCCCAGCAUGCAACCUUCAUUGUUUAUUUUAACAAGGAUACCAAUGAAGUAAAUUGUAAUUGUCGGUUUUUUGAAUUUAGGGGAAUAUUGUGUAUGCAUCAAAUUACGGUGCUCUUUCACAUGAAGAUUGAUCAGGUACCAAACAAGUACAUCUUGAAAAGAUGGUGCAAAAAUAUUAAGAGGAGCCACACCAAAGUUCGCAUCAACUAUGACAAUCGGCUUGUCAAACCUGAAACACAACGCUUUGAUAAAAUGUACAAAGUCUUCAAUGAGGUUGCAGACUUGGCAAUAGAUUCUGAAGAUAAGUGUGAGAAGGUGGUGGCACGAAUUCUUGAAUUAAAAGGAGAGUUCAAACAAGAAAAACUUGUUUGUGGAAGUAAUGAACCCAUUUCUACAGGUAUUCCUACAGAUUCAACCUCAUGUGGAGAUGAUCUUGCAAUUUCUAAAGAGACUAAAAACAUACUUGAUCCAGUAGUGGUUAGACAAAAGGGACGACCACCAUCUAAAAGGAAGCAGUCAAUAGUUGAAAAAGUUGUUAGAAAAAAGAAGGAAAGGAAAAAGAAAAAGAAAACCAAAAUGGCUACUAAGGUUGAGAAUGUGUCUUGUACAACCCCUACUAUGGGAUUGAGGGUGCUUGGAGUACAAAAGAGUUUUAACUUAAAUGAGUUGGAACUGCAACAAUCACAACAGAUUGGUAAAGAGAGUUAUGAAGAAUCCAUCAUGUGGUCAAACAUUAAUUGCCCUCCUAAUAUCAUCGGGAUGAGUCCAUAUUAUGGGCUGCCAAAUAUGCUACAAGGAGGAAACUCGCCAUUUCAGUCAAGUAUAAUAAGACAAGUGGUUGGAAUGCAACCAUUUAGUUACCAUGAAAACACAUCUCAGGAUGAUUCUCCACUCCAGAAGGCAUGUUAUGAUUUGUCAAAUGAGCAUCCAAGCAAUUCUAUUGGGAAGUUUGGUACCAAUGAUGUGACAAAAGUUGGAAAUCCAAAAUUACACGAAGAUGGCAGGGGCAAUUAGUUUGUUUAUGAUAUAUAGGGUCAUAAGAUUAGUUUAAACAUGGAAACUUGACGGUUAAUAUUUUUGUCUCAUAAUGUAGCCCAUUGGGCAACCUUUUGUAAUAAGGUAGGAACCUUCUCUAACUC
Messenger RNA from Quercus robur (English oak), 2036 nucleotides. RefSeq names its product protein FAR1-RELATED SEQUENCE 2-like. NCBI's taxonomy places the organism in Eukaryota, Viridiplantae, Streptophyta, Magnoliopsida, Fagales, Fagaceae. The record is from RefSeq and is a predicted model, not a curated record. Gene Ontology annotation, molecular function: zinc ion binding. The transcript has 7 exons. The coding region runs from base 742 to 1911 and encodes 389 amino acids.